Staurois parvus is the source of this 1458-nucleotide messenger RNA. The record is from the annotation of a GenBank genome assembly. Lineage: Eukaryota; Metazoa; Chordata; Amphibia; Anura; Ranidae.
CCCUCAUGUAUCAGGGGGGGGGGGGACAUUCAUGUUAUGGGGGGGCCCUCCAUUGUGCCUUGUACUGACCCCGCCGGUCUAUGCUUAGGGGUACCAAAGCGGGCUAGGCCGGUGACACCGGGAGUGGAUGUGAGCCGUACAGCCCGAGCCGUCCUCCUACCCCGUCUCAGAGAGCCGACACUGAAGAAUAAUAAAGCCCGCCCCCUGGCACUCGACAAUUUGGCACCUAUCCGCCGGUAUUACAGAAGGAUGUUUCCACCUGACCAUCAACUUCGGCGUCCCAGGUCAACCGCAGCCGCCCCGGCGUGCUGGCCGCAUGGUCAUGGGACCUGAGGCGGGGAGUCGGGUGAAGAAGUGAGCGACCCCACAUAGGACUGCUGCACCGCGUGCACCUUGGCAUUAACGAAAAACUCAUCGAGUACAAGGACCUAUCCUGCAGGCGUUGCCGUACUACUCGACCGCCUGGACUACGUCUCCAUGAUGUGUAACGAGCAGUGCUACUCCCUGGCCGUAGAGAAGCUUCUGAACAUCCAGCCGCCAAUCAGAGCUCAGUGGAUCAGAGUCCUGUUUGGGGAAAUCACUCGUAUUCUGAACCACAUCAUGGCGGUGGGCUGUCACGCUCUGGACGUCGGGGCCUUGACGCCAUUUUUCUGGCUGUUUGAAGAGCGAGAAAAGGUAACUUUCAGAGGUGAGUGUGACUCGGGAAGGAACGACCCGGGAGCUCGGCGCAGGGAUGGUGGGAACCCCUCAACAGCCGCAGAUAGUCUCCUGCAGACUUUAAUGUUUGUAUCAUUUUUUAUUCCUCUAUCACAUGACAUGCAGAUGUUGACCAACAACAGAAUCUGGAAGAACAGGACGGUGGACAUUGGCGUCGUAUCCGCAGAGGAUGCGCUGAACUACGGUUUUAGCGGGGUGAUGCUCAGAGGCUCCGGCAUCCAUUGGGAUCUGAGAAAGUCUCAGCCGUAUGACGUUUAUGACCAGGUGGAGUUCGAUGUCCCCAUCGGCAGUAAUGGAGACUGCUAUGACAGGUACUUGUGCCGCGUGGAGGAGAUGCGACAGUCCCUGAGGAUCAUCCUUCAAAGCCUCAACAAGAUGCCUGAGGGGGAGAUCAAGGUGGAUGAUGCCAAAGUGUCUCCCCCAAAGAGGUCUGAGAUGAAGCGUUCAAUGGAGUCCUUGAUUCACCACUUCAAGCUGUACACCGAGGGAUACCAGGUCCCCCCAGGAGCCACAUACACGGCCAUCGAGGCCCCCAAGGGAGAGUUCGGCGUCUACCUUGUGUCCGAUGGAUCGAGCCGUCCGUACCGCUGUAAGAUCAAGGCCCCGGGAUUCGCUCAUUUAGCUGGUUUGGAUAAGAUGUCCCAGGGUCACAUGCUGGCCGACGUCGUCGCAAUUAUCGGUGAGUGUCCUACAAUCCAUACCUACGUUGUUGCCCCUUCGGGUCUCAUUGCCAACAGCUGA